CGGGGGGCGGGGCCGGGCAGCGCCGCGGUGCGCAGGCGCAGCCGUCGGAGGGUCGGCGUUCGGCCGCCUGAGAGAUCUUGAAAACCCCAGGGUAUUGUCUCUUCCUGUCUGAAGAUGGAUAACAAGAAGCGCCUGGCCUACGCCAUCAUCCGGUUCCUGCAUGACCAGCUCCGGCACGGGGGGCUCUCGUCCGAUGCCCAGGAGAGCUUGGAAGUUGCAAUCCAGUGCCUGGAGACUGCUUUUGGGGUGACAGUGGAAGACCAUGACCUCGCCCUCCCUCAGACUCUGCCGGAAAUAUUUGAAGCAGCUGCUGCAGGCAAGGAGGUGCCGCAGGACCUGAGGAGCCCCGAGCGGACCCCGCCUUCAGAGGAGGACUCAGCCGAGGCAGAGCGCCUCAAAACCGAAGGAAACGAGCAGAUGAAGGUAGAAAACUUUGAAGCUGCCGUGCACUUCUACGGGAAAGCCAUCGAGCUGAACCCGGCCAACGCCGUCUACUUCUGUAACAGAGCUGCGGCCUACAGCAAGCUCGGGAACUACACGGGUGCUGUUCAGGACUGUGAGCGAGCCAUCUGCAUAGACCCGUCCUACAGCAAAGCCUACGGCAGGAUGGGCCUCGCUCUCUCCAGUUUGAACAAGCACACCGAGGCCGUGGCUUACUACAAGAAGGCCUUGGAGCUGGAUCCUGAGAAUGAGACUUACAAGUCGAACCUCAAGAUAGCCGAGCUGAAGCUGAGAGAGACGCCGAGUCCCACGGGAGGCGUCGGCAGCUUUGACAUCGCCGGCCUGCUCAACAACCCCAGCUUCAUGAGCAUGGCGUCAAACCUAAUGAACAAUCCGCAGGUUCAGCAGCUCAUGUCCGGGAUGAUUUCGGGCGGCCACAACCCCCUGGGGACUCCCGGCACCAGCCCCUCACAGAACGACCUGGCCAGUCUCAUCCAGGCCGGCCAGCAGUUCGCCCAGCAGAUGCAGCAGCAGAACCCAGAGUUGAUAGAGCAGCUCCGAAGUCAGAUCCGAAGUCGGACCCCCAGUGCCAGCAACGACGACCAGCAGGAAUGACCGCCCUCGUGAGUGCUCUCCCUCCCAGUGCCGCCAGCUCCUUCCCACCGACUGGAAGCCGUCUCGCAUUUUGCCGUCUUCUUCCCUUGGACCGCCUGAGAGAGAAACAGAAACAGAAAUUGGACCCGCAUGUUAAGAUGGAUUUUUAUUGCUCCCUCCGCCCCCCUCCUCCCCGUUUGUAGUCUCCCACGGCCCCCAGACCCUUCUCGAAACAGAGCCAGCAAGCUGUGAACGCAGACCAGCACUGAUCUCUCCUGGCCCCCGAAAACCCAGUCAGCAAAAGUAUUUUCUAGACUGUUCCGAGGCGGGGGUCAUCCUCAAGCCACUCUCCAGGAAGCAGCCAGUUUUGUGUCGAGCCACGUCGGGGACACCCGUGGCUCCCAGAGCCCCUUUCUGCAGCCCCACGGUCUGUCUUCAAAGGGCCUCCGCAGCCCUGUGAGAAGCCACUUCUGCGUGGACCGUGGCCUGCCCAGCCGCGCCCUGCUCGGAUGAGCUCACUGCCAGCCGCGGUCUGGGCACCAGGGUCCGCCCUGCCCCUCGGACCGCGGGUUUUCGCGUGAGGAGCUCUUCAGAGGCAUUUUCCUACGAGACGAUUUCCGUGGCCUGGCUCCCCGGUUGGGAGCAGGGGCGGGACCAUCCUGGGGUGCACGGGACCAGGUACUGGGACUUCUUCCAUUCGAGCAUUUUGAUGGACACGCGUCUCAUCUCUGAUCCUCUUAUCCCAGUACUCCUGACCGACCGACCCCAAGGGGCGGAUCACGACCUUGGGGCCCGUCCCCAGCUGGGCGUCCAGCGCACCCCCUUCGGCCCACGGGCGAUCCUGCCGGCCGGCCUGUCUGGGUCCUUGGCAGGCUCUCGGCCUGUUUGGGGCUGGGGGGACCGGCAGGGGCUCCUGGUGCCACCCGCCUUGGCCUGACAUUGCCACGUGGCCACCAGAGCUGCUUCCAGGGCGGGCAGGCCUGCCAGCCGUGACCAGGCGGCCUGCCCAGGACACGAGGCCACCGUGGAGAUCCCCACGGCCUCUGCUGGGGCGGGAUGGGGGGAGGGCAGGUCUGCUGGCACCAGUGUUGGCAGCUGGCUCGUGGGAGGUCCCCUGGUGGUCCCGGCCGUCUGCGAGGUAGAUCCAGUACUGUGUGUUGUAGGUAACUAGUAGGGAGACGGCCGCUGCCCGCCACCCGCAGUCCGUCACGCGUCUGGCGAGAUGUGUCCUGACUUGAGUGCUAGCCAUGGUGACAAGCAAAACGUGUGGGGAAUAAAUAGACAUCACGACCUCU
This is a messenger RNA of Nyctereutes procyonoides (raccoon dog), 2330 nucleotides long. RefSeq names its product small glutamine rich tetratricopeptide repeat co-chaperone alpha (gene SGTA). Lineage: Eukaryota; Metazoa; Chordata; Mammalia; Carnivora; Canidae. Gene Ontology annotation, cellular component: TRC complex; membrane. Bases 115 to 1056 code for a protein of 313 amino acids. The record is from RefSeq and is a predicted model, not a curated record. The transcript has 12 exons. Gene Ontology annotation, molecular function: molecular adaptor activity; protein binding. Gene Ontology annotation, biological process: post-translational protein targeting to endoplasmic reticulum membrane.